UAACAGUUUUCGACGACCGAAAGGAGAAGAAGCAGCUACUAUCAGCGAAGUUGCUAACGCGCAAGCGCGUUCGUGCACGGAGAUUGUUGUGACAGACGCGAAUAGUCUGACAAACAAGGAACAAAACGUUACUGUAUCCGAUUUCGUACUGCUGAGUCAAGCCAUCCUAACGACGCAGUUGGUAUCAUUCAAAAUAAAAGUGGAGUAGAGAGUUUACCUUGAUUUGCAAUAAAACAGAGUGAAGAAGCGUUACGAUUCAGAUUCGUGGAAAAAUACGAAACAAAAUAAUCUAAGUGGUACGAAGUGUAGUAGACAUUGCUUUUCGAUUCGUCGAAAUUUCAUUAUUAUAAAAACAGAAAAAAAACGAAGAUCAUCUCCGCGACUAACACUAUGAAGUUCCAAUACAAAGAAGAACAUCCGUUCGAGAAGCGAAAGGCAGAAGGCGAAAAAAUACGUCGAAAGUAUCCUGAUCGAGUGCCAGUAAUUGUUGAAAAAGCACCGAAAGCGAAAAUCAGUGAUCUCGACAAACAAAAAUAUCUCGUUCCAUCGGAUUUGACGGUUGGACAAUUUUAUUUCCUCAUCCGAAAACGAAUCCACCUUCGUCCCGAAGAUGCAUUGUUCUUCUUCGUUAACAACAUUAUCCCUCCCACGAGUGCAACCAUGGGUUCUCUCUAUCAGGAACACCAUGAGGAAGACUUCUUCCUGUACAUUGCUUAUAGUGACGAGAACGUGUAUGGGCGCUAGAAAAAAAAUGCCUCGCGGAAGAGUAUGAACCUCCCUGGAAAAAAUAUGAGCAACAUAAAAAACGAUUAAACAUAUGAGAAAGAAAUAGCAGACGAUAUAAAAUCCUCGAAUCAUUCGCAGCAACGGCACCAUUUAUAAAUUAGGCUGAACACGUGCAUAAAUCUAUGAAUGAGAAGUGAAAGCUAUGAUUGCUCAUUCAAUGUAAUCCGCAAAUUUAGUAAAAAAAGGGAAGAGUAAGAGGGAUCUCGGUUGAAGUAAUUUUUUGUCGAUUAUCUGAAUAAAACUUAAAACAGGCAUAAUCUUUCGAAUUUAAUCAGGUUUAUAUUAAUAUUGUUGCUGGACAAAAAGAUAUUCCUCAUUUAUUUUAUUAUUUCGUUCCUUAAUUAUGUUCAAUAAGUACUGGCAUCACUGUAAAUUUUUACAUAUGGUUAUGAAAUGAGGGAUUUUGUCAUAUUUGACAGAGCAUUUAUGCUGUCGAUUGGAAUGGGUUCUCCAGUUAAUCGAAUUUAAAAAUAAAUUCAUAUUCUUGCUUCAAGAUUGUGAAUUGUUUCUUGAUACUAACCGUCAAAUCUUCAAUAAAAUUAAUGAAAACAACACAAGUAGUAUCACAUAGAAUAAUGGAAAUGAAUUUAUCCGUCUCUGAACACUGUUCGAUGAGUUUAAAAAGACAGUAACUAUUUAUGUUGAUCUUUUCUUUCAUUUACAUAUUUUCUUGUCAGAUUUUCAAAAUACAGACGAUAAUUUUUCUGGAAAAAUUCUUUCAACAUUUGACAACUCUUCACACAUUUUUCGAUCAAAUUCGAAGCUAAUAAGUUCGAAAUUAUUAUUGGAAUCGUGCUAAAUUGAAUCUUCGAGUCACAACGUUUUAAACAUGUUACAUAAAGAUAUCUGUAACGUUGGAUGUGAGUUCGUCAAUAAAAAUAUAAUAUAGAACUGA
This is a messenger RNA of Venturia canescens, 1681 nucleotides long. RefSeq names its product gamma-aminobutyric acid receptor-associated protein (gene Atg8a). The record is from RefSeq and is a predicted model, not a curated record. Gene Ontology annotation, cellular component: autophagosome; autophagosome membrane; cytosol. The transcript is spliced from 4 exons. Gene Ontology annotation, molecular function: GABA receptor binding; ubiquitin protein ligase binding. Gene Ontology annotation, biological process: autophagy of mitochondrion; autophagosome assembly; macroautophagy. NCBI's taxonomy places the organism in Eukaryota, Metazoa, Arthropoda, Insecta, Hymenoptera, Ichneumonidae. The coding region runs from base 391 to 744 and encodes 117 amino acids.